UCCCUCAAGAUGAAGAUGAAGGUGGCUGUGGGCCCAGACCCUUCCCUGGUCUACCGGCCUGAUGUGGACCCAGAGGUGGCCAAAGACAAGGGCAGCUUCCGCAACUACACGUCUGGCCCACUCCUGGACCGUGUCUUUGCCACGUACAAGCUUAUGCACACGCAGCAGACCGUGGACUUCGUCAGGAAAAAGCACACCCAGUUUGGGGGCUUCUCCUACAAGAAAAUGACCGUCUUGGAAGCUGUGGACAUGCUGGACAGGCUGGUGGACGAGUCGGACCCAGAUGUGGACUUCCCCAAUUCCUUCCAUGCCUUCCAGACCGCUGAGGGCAUCCGGAAAGCCCACCCUGACAAGGACUGGUUCCAUCUCGUGGGGCUGCUGCAUGACCUGGGGAAGGUCCUGGUUCUGACAGGGGAGCCCCAGUGGGCGGUCGUUGGAGACACCUUCCCAGUUGGCUGCCGUCCCCAGGCCUCUGUGGUUUUCUGUGACUCCACCUUCCAGGACAACCCGGACCUCCAGGAUCCUCGAUACAGCACGGAGCUCGGCAUGUACCAGCCUCACUGCGGCCUGGAGAACGUCCUCAUGUCCUGGGGCCAUGACGAGUACAUGUACCAGAUGAUGAAGUUCAACAAAUUCUCUCUUCCCCCAGAGGCCUUCUACAUGGUCCGAUUCCACUCCUUCUACCCUUGGCACACGGGUGGCGACUACCGGCAGCUGUGCAGUGAGCAGGACCUGGCCAUGCUUCCCUGGGUGCAGGAGUUUAACAAAUUUGACCUCUACACCAAGAGUCCCGAACUGCCAGAUGUGGACGCACUGCGGCCCUACUACCAGGGCCUCAUCGACAAGUACUGCCCUGGUGUGCUGAGCUGGUGACCAGCCUGGCCAGGUGCCCGAGGGGACGGCCGCUGUCCUGGGACUCCACAUGCACACCUAAGUUAACGCUCCCUGCCCUGACCACUCUGCUCAGUGCUAAUAAAGACUUUGAA
Messenger RNA from Callorhinus ursinus (northern fur seal), 986 nucleotides. It is a transcript of the gene MIOX, whose product is annotated as myo-inositol oxygenase. Lineage: Eukaryota; Metazoa; Chordata; Mammalia; Carnivora; Otariidae. Gene Ontology annotation, biological process: inositol catabolic process. The record is from RefSeq and is a predicted model, not a curated record. Gene Ontology annotation, molecular function: iron ion binding; inositol oxygenase activity. Gene Ontology annotation, cellular component: cytoplasm.